Molecule: messenger RNA, 14809 nt
Organism: Diceros bicornis minor
Lineage: Eukaryota; Metazoa; Chordata; Mammalia; Perissodactyla; Rhinocerotidae
Gene: SPATA31H1
Product: chromosome 12 C2orf16 homolog
Source: RefSeq, a predicted model, not a curated record
AUGGCGCCAAUUUGGGGGCUGGCAAUCCCACUGCCACCAUAUGUCAGUCUUCUACUAUUAUGUGGUUUCCUUGUGUGGGGUCUUUGGGUACUGUUUUCUGGGAAACAGAGCAGGGAGCAGGUGGCAGCCAAGAAAGACUCAGAGACUUCAAAGCAGCAUAAAUUGAAAAAGAUCCAGAAAUUUACAGGUCAGAAAGACCCUAUUCUUUAUUCUUCACCUCAAGCUCUUCAGUGUGAAGAAAAUCUCAGGAUGGGUUGCAUUGACUCUAACCUGACAUGCUUUUCAGGACUCCCUGUGAGAUGGGCCCAGGAAUACAUACUCUGGUCAAUGGACAGGAGUUUUCAACACAUCUUCCAAUACCUGGAAAGUGCAAGAUCAAGGCUUAUGGAACCGUGUUUGCCUGAAUCAGAGGAUAUGAUUUCUUCUUCUACUUCCUCUGUUUUUGUGGCUCAGGAACCUGCUCUACCCUGUUGUGACUGUAAGAAGGCAAAACAUUCUACUGACCAUAGCAUCUCUUCUGGAUCAUCAUGCAACAACUCCAGGUUGUCUCACCUUGCUGCUUUUUCUGAAAGAACAACCCGGCAAUUCCGGAGACAUAGUUUACCUGUUUUCCCCAAAAGGCAACCUUCGGUGUUCAGGAACCUAGGCACAUCUCUGCCUCCUUUUCAGCUCUCAGAGCUUAGGAAAUCAAAACUUUUUCAGAAUUUGGCAACUCUUUCACCCUUAAGACCUCAAAGCUCUUUUAUCAACUCUGUUUUUGAAUCCUCAAAUCUCUGCAAACAACAAGAGAAAACAAAAGAUGAGAGAAGGAGCAAGAGUCAUUUGACAUCAGAUCAUGGGCCAAAUUCUAUUUUCAAGGAGAGACCACGAUUCCCAGGGUGGGCUCCAGUCCGGCUCUCACCUUUGGCUAGGUGGGAGUUAGAGGGACAUAUGGCUUGGAAGGUUUGUACUUUGCGGGAACAAACAGUGCCUCUGCCUGUGAGGGAAUCAUGGGCAAUGUUGAAUUAUUUAAUUGAGGUACAAGGAGGAGUCCCUGAACCAGAGAAACCGCAAAUCCAGUUAUCUAUGCCCAUUCAUCAAAGCGCUGAGCAAAAUAUCAACAAUAAAUCCCCAGACCUUCCAUCAUUUCAGCUUCAUGUGAACAUUGGAGUGGAAUCUGGAUUAAAUAGAACAGAAACAAAAAUUUCACAGUCACUUACCCCAGGUAAGCAGUCACAACCUGAGGAUGGCCCCCAAAUCCUUGGAUCCAGGCCCUUAGUUAUAUCAAUGGGCACUCCACCUCCCAAAAGUUUAGGAGUUGACAUAAUUCAAAAGGAAACUACUUUACUGCAAAAGGACCCAAAACAUGUGCUAGAGCUUAGUAUAGAGCAGAGGGUCAUAGGUCUUCCAGAGAAAAGGGUACAGCAGCAUAAGACCCAAGUGACUAAUGUGGAGUUAACCCCAAGGCUACCAUAUCAAGUCACAGAUAGCAUAAAGGUAACUCCAUUGGCAUUACUUCAAGUCAUGGAUUCAAUGGGGAUGAUCCCAGAAUCACAUACAGAAGUGAUAGAAUCUAUGGGUUCAUUCCCACGGCCACCAAAUGAAGUUGUGAAACCAGUGGAAUCCAUGGAAACAGUGAGUGUAAGCCCCAAACCAUCAUAUCAAGUUAUUGAAUCAGUGGAGGUAACCCCAAUGCCGCAGCAUCAAGUUAUAGAAUCAGAGAAGAUGACCUCAGGACCACUGAAUCAAGUCUCAGAUAAUGUGAAGGUAACUCCUGCAGCAUUGCUUGAAGUCAUGGAUUCUAUGGGGAUGAUUAAAAAAUCACAUCCACACAUCAUAGAGUCAGUGGGAAUGAACCCGAGGCCACAAUAUCAAGUCAUGGACUCACUGAAAAUGAAGACAUUGUUGGGCCAUCAAGUCAUACAACCAGGAAAGACAAGUCCAAGGCCACAACAUGCAGUCAUGGAAACUAAGACCCCAGGGCCACAGUAUAAAGUUAUGCAAUCAGUGGGCACAACCUCAAGGUCACAAAGUCAAGUCAUAGAACCAUUGAAGAUUACUCCAGGGCCAUUACAUCAAAACACAAAAUCAUUGGAAAUGAUCUCCAGGCCAUUGCAUCAAGUCAUCGAUUACAUGGAAGUAACUCCAGUGGCACUAUUACAAGCUAUGGAUUUCAUGGGAAUAGUUACACCAGCACAUGUUACAGAAUCUGGGAAUUUGACCCCUAGUUCACAGUCGCAAGGUAUGGAAUAUGUUCAUUUGGCCCUACCACCAGAGUUUCCAUGUAUAAAAACUGUGGAUUUGACCCUAAGACCACUACAGGAAGAUAUGAAAUCUGUAGAGUUGGCCCCAAAGCCAUGGUUACAAGAUAAAAGAUCUUUAAAAGUACUGGAGAUAGCCCCAGUACUAUUGCUUAAAGAUGUGAAAACUCCCCAAAUAGAAUGUAGGAGGUUAAUCCCUGAGACACAGGUAGAAGGCAUACAAUAUAAGGAGCUGAUCCCAGGGGCACACAUUCAAGUAGUAAAAUCUGUAGAGUUGAACCCCAAACCAAAUCAUCAAGGCACAGAACCUGAAAGAUUGACCCCAUGGCAUCACGCUUCAGAAUCUUUAGGGAUGAUCUCAGAGCCAGGAUAUCAAGAAGCAGAAGCAAAGUUGACCUCUGACACUUGUUAUCGGGUGAAAGAAUCUGUGGGGUUGGUACAAUCAUCUUUAGGAAAUACCCCAGGGCCAUUGAGCCAAGCUUCAGAAUCUAUGCAGAUGAACUCAAUGUCAUUCCAAGGUACUCUUGAGACAAUGCUCCAAAGUGUAAAAGCCAUGGGGGAGACUCCAGUGUCACAACACACAAUACAAGAAUCUCUGGAGUUAGUACCAGGAUCAGAGAUGCAAGGUAUGAAAUCAGAGAUGUUGAACCCAGAUUCCCAGUGUAUGAAGUCUGUUCAUCUGAAUCUAGGACCAUAUUCAGAAGUUACUGAGUUGUCAGAGAUACCCCUAAGGUCAGAAUAUGAAAACACAGAAACUGUGGGGUUGGCAUUGUUUCAAGUUGCAAACCUCCAGGAGGCAAUGCCAGUACCACCAUAUUCAGAAAAAGGAUCUCUGGAGUUGACUUUAGGACCAGGGAUGCCAUAUGAGAAAUCAGAGCCACUACUGCAAAAUUUGAAAUCUGUGAAGUUAACCUCUGAGUCAUCCCCAUUAGCGGUAGGAUCUAAACAGUUUAUUACAGGACCAAAACCACAUAUUACGGAGUUGACGUCAGAGCCACAGCUCUGGGGAGUAAAGUCCAGGCAGUUGGAUCCAGAGCCACAAUUACAAGAUGUGAAAUAUGUUAAUUCAAUCCAACAGUCAACUACUACUGGAGUGGUAGAAUCUGAGAAGCUGAUACAAGAGCCAGUGCUACAAAGUAUAAUAUCAGAGGAAUUGGCUAAGGGGGCACAGCUCCAAGGCGUGAAAUUGACCCUAGGGCCACAGUCACAAAGUGUCAGAUUUUCAAAGUUAUCUCCAGGCCUGCUACUUCAAGGAGAAAAACCUGCAGAUUUAAUCUCAGAGUCCCCACAUCAUGGUGUGAAAUCUGAUGAAUUGACCCCAGCUUCCCCAAUGCAAGAAAUCAAAUUGUUAGAUUUUAUUCCAGGGCCAAAGCAUCAAAGUGUUAUAUCUGUACAGCUGACUCCAGAACCACAACCUCAAGAUAUGUUAUUUGUGAACGUAAACUCAGGACCAUGCUUGCAAGAUGUCAGAUUUUCUGAUUUGACCCCAGAACCAAAGCAUCAAGAUUUGAAACAUGUGCAGUUUAUACAAGGAACACAGCUUCAAGAUAUAAAGUCUGCAGGGUUUGUAACAGAAUCAUCUUUGCAGUUAAGCCAAGGGCUCCCAGUUGAAAAUAUGAAAUCUGUUCUGUCUGUAGAAGGAUCACAGUUUCAUAGCAUGAAAUCUGUGAAACUGACCUCAGAACUACAAUUUCAAGGUAUGAAGUCUGAGGAACUGAACCUAGGACCAAGGCAGCAAGAUGUCAAACCUUCUGAAUUGACUUCAGGACCAAAGAUUCAAGGUGUCAAAUUUGGGGAACAAACCCCAGGAUCAAUGUUUCAUGGUGUAAAUUCUGUGGAGAUGACUCCAGAGUUAGGGCUUCAAGAUUCUAAAUUAGCAAAGAUGUCUCCAGAGCUUCAAGGUAUGAAACAGAUGGGGCUUAACCCAGGGCCAUGGCUACAAGAUGUGAAAUUUUGUGAUCUGACAUCAGGAACUCAACCUCAAGGUGUGACAUCUUCGGAGUUAAACUCAGGGCCACAACUACAAUGUGUGAAAUUUUUUGAGUUGACCCCAGAGCCAAAGAUGCAAGAAAUAAAAUCUAUGGAGUUGACCCCAGGACUUGAGCAGCAAGGGGUUAAACCUGAAAUGUUAGUACCAGAGCUACCGUUUAAAGGUAUAAAAUGUGUAGCGGUAGACCAAAUGUCAAGCUUUGAAGGGGACAUUUCUGAUAAAUUAGUCUCAGAGCUACAAAUACCAGAUGUAAAAUCUAUGGAGUUGGCUCUGGGGCUACAGUUGCCAAGUGUAAAUGAUUCUGAGUUGACCAGAAGACCCCAGUUACAAAGUAUGAAAUUUUCUGAAUUGAUCCAGGGACCACAGUUGCAAGAUGUAAAACCUGUGGAGUGGAACCCAACCUCAAAACUUUUUGGUUUAAAGUCUGAGGCACUAACCCUAGAACCACAGCUGGAAGAUAUGAGAUCUACAGACAUACCCCCAGGGCCACAUUUGGGAGGUAUGAAAUCUAUGCAAUUAACACCAAAGCCACAACUGGGAGAUGUCAAAUCUACGGUGUUAACCCCUGGGCCACAGGUGGGAGGUGUGAAACUGAUAGAGCAGACCCCCGGCUCAAAACUUCGAGGUUUAAAAUCUGAGUUGUUGAUCUCAGAGUCUGAGUUAGAAGACGUGAAAUCUGUGGCCUCAACUCAAAGACAAUGUCUAAGAGGUAUGAAAUCUAUGUUGCUAACCCCAAGUCCACAACUGGAAGAUGUGAAAUCUAUGAAGAUAACAUCAGGUCCACAGAUAGAAGAUGUCAAAUCUGUGAAAAUCACCCCAGAUUCCAAGCAUCAAGGUGUGAAAUCUGUUGAAUUGACUCCGCAUUCAAGAAUUCAAGAAUUUAAAAGUGUGGAGUUGGUCCCAAGAACACAACUGCAAGAUGUGAAAGCUGUGGAAUUGAAACUUGGACCAAAGAUACAAGGUGAUAAUUCUGUGCCUUUUGCAGCUGAGCCAUUGCUCCAAGGGCCUCAAUUGCAAGGUGUGAAACCUGAGGAACUGACUUCAGAGCCACAAAUGCAAGAUACAAAAUUUAUAGAGAUUACCCCACGUUUAAAGCUUCAAAGUUUAAAAUCUGUAGAGGAGACUCCAGAUCCAGAGCUGCAAUGUGUAAAAUUUGUGAAGUUGACCCCAAGGCCAAACAAGCAGGUAGUUAAAUCUGUGAAUGUAACCAGAAGACAAAAGUUUCAAGGAGUAAAAUCUGUGGAUUUAGCCCCAAGGCAAAAGUUUCAAGGGAUGGCACUUGUGAAUUUAACUCCUGGACCAGAACAGGAUGGUGAGAUAUCUGUAAUCUCACCAGAGCAGCAAUGCGUGAAUUCACAGCAGUUGAAGAGAGGGUCUAAAUCAGAAGAUGGGAUGUCUUUGGGAUUAAUUCCAGAGUUAAAAUCUAAAGGUGAAAAAUUAGUAGACCUCAACUUUGAGUUACACUUAAAAGGUAUGAAAUCAUUUGAAUUGACUCCAGAAUCAAAUAUUCAAGGUGUAAAACCUAAAGAGUUUGAACUUAAAUCACAGUUGCAAAGCAUAAAAUCCCCCAAGUUGACCCCAGGAUCACUGUUGCACCAAAUGAAAACCUUAGAGUCAACUUCAGAGCCACAGCUUCAAGGUGUGAAAACUGUUGAGUUAAAACAAGAGCCACAGCUUGAAAGUAUGAGAUGUGUUCAGUGGAUACCAGGGCCUGAGUUGCAGGGUGUGAAAUCUGUAGGAUUAAAUCUUAGGUCACAAUCUCAAGGUGGCAAAUCUGCAGAGUUGAAAUCUUCAAUACAGUUAAGAGAUGUGAAGUCAUCUGAAUUGACUCUAGGGCCAAAAAUUCAAGGUACAACAUAUAUGGAGUUCAACCUCAGGCCACAGUUGCAGAGUGUGAAAACCCCUGAGUUGCCCCCAGGAUCACAGCUGCAGAAAGGGAAAUUUUUGGUGUCAACCUCAGAGCCACAGCUUCAAGGUGUGAAAACUGUGGAGUUAAACCAACAGCCACAGCUUGGAAGUAUGAAAUCUGUUCAGUGGAUACCUGUACCAGAGUGUCAAGGCAUGAAACCUCUGCUAAAUCUUGGGUUACAAUCUCAAUGUGUUGAACCAGCAGAGUUGAAAUCUUUGAUACAGUUAAGAGAUAUGAAGUCAUCCACAUUAACUCCAAGGCCAAAGCUCCAAGGUAUACAAUCUUUGGCAUCACCCCAGGAGCAUCAGCCUCAAGGUUUCGAUUUGAAACCUUGUCUUCAGUUUAGAAGUAUGAAAUCAUGUGACCUGACUUCAAGGUCAAAGCUCUGUGAUAUAAAAUCUCUGAUGUUCAAAUCUAGGCUUCACUUGCAUGAUGGGAAAUCUCCUAAGUUGACCCCAGGAACACAGCUUCAAGGUGCAAAGUCUCUAGUGCUUACACAAAAACUACAGCUUCCUGAGGUGAAAUCUGGGGUAUUAGGCCAAGGGUCACAAUUACAAAGUGAUAAAACUAUAGAGUUGAACUCCCCACUACACUUGAAAAAUAUGAAGUCAUCUGAGUUGACUCCUCAGACAAAGCUUCAAGGUGUGGAAUCCGAGGAUUUCAACUUGGAACCAUUGCAAGGUCUAAAAUCUUCUAAGUUGCCACCUGAGACAAAGUCCCAAGAUACGAAAUUUACUGAGUUAAACCCCAGCUCACAUGUGCAAGGUAUAACAUUUUCUAAAUUGACCUUAGGGACAAAUAUUCAAGGCGUCAAAUCUACAGAUUUCAACCCUGGUCCCCAGUUGCAAGGUGUGAAAUCUUCUGAGUUGAUACUUGGGACAAAGCUUCAAAAAGUGAAAUCAGUGCAAUUUAAGUCAGGCCCACAGUUGCAAGAUAUGAAUUCUUCUAGGUUGAUCAUGGAUAUAAAGCUUCAAGACGUAAAAUCUAUGAAUUCCAGGUCUGGACCACGCUUACAGGGUGUGAAAUCUUCUGAAGUGAUCUCAAGGGAAAAGCUUCAAGGUGUGACAUCUGUAGAAUUGAAAUCUGGUUCAAAGUUACAGGAUGAAAAAUAUUCCAAUUUGACCCUGGGGAGGAACUUUCCAGGUGUGAAAUCUGUAGAGUUGGACUCAGGCCCACAGUUACAAGAUAUGAAGUGUUCUGAGCUGAUCAUGGGUAUAAAGCUUCAAGAUGUAAAAUCCAUGGGGUUCAGUUCUAGACCACACUUUCAAGGUAUAAAAUCUUCUGAGGUGAUCCCAGGGACAAAGCUUCAAGAAGUGAAAUCAGUGUUCAACUCUGGACCACAGAUACAAAGUAAAAAAUCUUCUGAGUUGAUUCAAGGGACAAAGCUUCAAGAUGUGAAAUCCUUACGGUUCAACCAUAGUCCAAAGUUACAAGGUGGGAAAUCUUCUAAUUUAACCCAGAGGAGGAAGCUUCAAGGAGUGAAAUCUAUGGAAUUUAACCCUGGACCACAGAGACAAUGUGAGAAAUAUGAUUUAACGCUAGAAUGGAGGCCUCAAGAUUUGAAAUCUGUUGACUUAAAACCUGUUCCACAGUUACCAGGUGUGACGCCUGCUGAGGUAACACCAGAGACCAAGCUUCAAAGUGGAGAAUCUGGGGAGUUCAUCACGAGGCCAAUGUGGCAAGACAUGAAAUCUUCUGAAUUGACUCUAAGUACAAGGGUACAAGAUGUGAAAUCUUUGGAAUUCAACUCAGCCCCACAGUUACAAGAUAGGAAAUUGUCUAUGUUGACACCAGGGGCACACUUUCAAGGUGUGAAAUCUAUGGAAUUCAACCCUGGGGCAAAGUUGCAAGGUGCGAAAUCUUCUGAGUUGUGCCUAGGAACAAGGCUUCAAGGUAUGCAGUCUUUAGAGUUCAAUCCUGGGCCACAGUUGGAAGAGAUAAAACCUGAGUUGAGAACAGAGAUGAAGCUUCCAGAUAAGCAAUUUCUGGAAUUCAACCAGGAACCUAAAUUGCAAGGUGGGAAAUCCUCUGAAGCAAAUCCAGGGCUACAGCAUCAGUGUAUAGAUUUUAUGGCAUUCAACACUGGGCCACACUUGCAAGGUGUAAAAUCUUCUGAGUUGAAUCCUGGGCCAGAGCUGCAAGGUAUAAAAUCUAAGGUGUCCUGCCUUGGGCCACAUUUGCAAGGUGUGAAUUCUUCUGCAUGUAUUUCAGAACCAAAACUUCAGUGUGUAAAUUCUACUGGAUGUAACCCUGGGCCAUAUUUUCAAAGUGGUAACUCUUCUGAGUUAACUUCACAAAAAUUACAGUGUGUAAAUUCUAUGAAGUGUGUAGCACCUAUGGACUACAACCCUGGGCCACAGGUGCAGUGUGUAAAUUCUUCUGAAUUGAAUCCAGGGCCAAAAUUUCAAUGUGUAGAUUCUAUGGAGUGCAAACUUGGACCACCUUUGCAAGGGAUAAAAUCUUUCGAGUUGACUUCAGGGACAAAAUGUCAAGAUAUGGGCUCUGAGGUGAAUCCAGGGACAGAGAUUCAAAGUGAGACAUUUAUGGUAUUCAACCAUGGACCACAUUUGCAAUGUCUGAAAUCUGAAUUGAUUCCAAGGUCAAAGUGUCCGGGUGUAGCACCUAUGGACUGCAACCCUGGGCCACAGAUGCAGUGUGUAGAUUUUUCUGAGUUGAAGCCAGCGCCAAAAUUUCAAUGUGUAGAUUCUAUGGAGUGCAAACUUGGACCACCCUUGCAAGGUGUAAAAUCUUUUAAAUUGACUUCAGGGACAAAAUGUCAAGGUACGAGAUGUUCUAAUUUGAAUCCAGGGCCAGAACUUCAAGGUAUAAAAUCUAUGUUCAACCCUGUGCAACAUUUACAGGAUAUAAAAUGUGAAUUGACUCCAAGGACAAAGUUUCAAGGUAUAACAUCAAUGGAGUUCAACUGUGGCCCAGAGAUGCAAGGUAUGAAUUCUGAGGAGUUGCCCUCACACCUCAGACAGCAUAGUGUAAGAUCUGUGAUGUUUGCACCAGAGCUGUAGCCAUGUUCUCAAGAAAUGAAAUCUGUGAAGUCAAACCUAUGGCCACAACCUCAAAGUGUGAAUUCUUUAGGGUUGUCAUCAUGCCUGAGGUCACAAGGUGUUAAAUCUGAGGUCUUUGCACCAGAGCCAUGUUUUCAAGAUGUAAAAUCUGUAGGGUUGACACCAGGAUCCCAACACCAAGGUAUGACUUGCCGAGAAUUGACUUCAGGAAGGCAAGAUGUGAAAUCAGUAGUGUUGGCACCAGAACCAACUAAGAUGUUCACAUCAGGACCAAUGUUGACUAGUGUCAAAUUUUCAAAUUUGUCUUCAGAAUCACAGCAACAACGUGUGAAAUCUAUGGAGCUUACUCCAGAACCAAAGUUGCAAAGUAUAAAACAUGUGAAAUUGUCUUCAGUGUCUCUGAAGCAAGAUAGAAAAUCUGUGGAGUUAGCACCAGGGUCAAUGCUUCAAAGAGUGAAAUUUGAGGAGCUAACUCCAAGAACAAGCUAUCUAAUCACUGACUCCUCUGAAAUAAUCCCUAGACCAGGACAUCAGUUUGUAAAAUAUGCAGAGAUGAUCCCAAAGCCAAGGUAUAAAGUCCCUAAAUCUGUGAAUUUGAAUUCAAUACCAAUUUAUCAAGUCACAGAAUCUUCAGACAUGGCACAAAGGUUGGCAUGUCAAGGCACAGAAGGUGUAGAGAAAUCUGUAGGGUUGACCCCAAAGCCAAUAGUUAAAGCCAUGGAAUCUUCAGGGAUGCCUCUGGAGCUAGAUCUUCAAGUACCAGAAUUUGUUGAUCUGACUCCAGUGCUAAGGGAUCAAGGCUCAAAAUCCUUAGAAUUAACCCCAGAGAAAAGCUACCAAAUCCCAGAAACUCUGGAGUUGUUCUCUCAGUCAUGGCCUCAAGUUAAGGACUUGGGGGAGUUAUAUACAAGGUCACUACAGCAAGUUGUGGAAUCUGAAGGGAUGACCCCAGAGCCCAAGCAUCACAUUACAGAAACUAUGGGGUUGACCUCUGAGGCAAGGCUGCAAAGGGAGGAAUUUCUUGGAAUGACCCCAAUGCCAAAAAGUAAAGCAACUGGAUAUGCAGAGAGAACUCCAAGGCCCUAUACUCAAGCCCUAGAAUCUGUAGAGGUGAUCUCUGAGGAAAGAUUGCAAAGGGAAGAUUCUGUAGCAUUGAUUACAAAGUCAUUACAUUAUGUCCCAGAAUUUUCAGAGAUGACACCAGGCCUAGGAUAUCAAGUUCCUGAAUCUGUGGAGUUGACUUCUGAGACAGUGCUGCAAGUGGAGGAACCUGUAGAACUGACUCCAAAGUCAUGGCAUCAUAUGGGAUCUUCAGAGAUAAUAUUAGGGUUAGGACAUCAAAUCUCAGAAUCUGUGGGUUUGACCUCUAAGCAAUGGCUUCAAAGGGAGGAAUCUUUAAAGUUGCUCCCAAAGCGAAUAAGUCAAGAUGCAGGACAUGUAGAAUCUGUAGAGCUCACCUCUGAGACAUGGCAACAAGGGGAGGGAUCAAUGGAACUAACACAGUCACAGAAUCAAAGUAUGAAAUAUUCAGAGAUAGCCCCAAGACCACUGGGUCAAAUUACAGAAUUUACGAGGAUUAGUCCAAAGCCACUAGAUCAAGUCACAGAAUCUACAAAGACAGACCUUCAAGUUACUCAAUCAACAGGGGUAACCCCAGUAGCCCCCCCAAAAGUUGCUGAAUCUGUGAAAGUGACUCCUGGGCCACCAGUUCAAGUUGUGAGGUCUGUGACAUUAACGCCAGGGCUAACCUCUCAAAUGGUGGACUAUGUUGAGUUGACACCAAAACUGCAAGAUGUGAGACCUUCAGAGUUUACCUCAAGGCUAUGGUUGCAAAAUGUGAAAUCUAAGAAAUUAAUCACAGAGCCAACACACCAAAUUUUGGAAAUAAUGGAGUUGACAGGGUUUCAAAUUGUAAAGACCAUGUUAAUCCCAGGGCCACCACUUCAAAUUGUAAAAUCUGAGGAAUUAGCACCAGGACCAAUUCCUCAGGUUGUAGAACCAAUACGAGUAGCCCUAGGAUUGGGGCUUGAAGUAAUGGAUUGUUUGGAUUUACUCCCAAGGCCACAUCUUCAAGAACUGGUAGAACCUGUAGAAUUAACUCCAAGGCCAAAUACUGAAGUGAAAUCUGCAGAAUUAACCUCACGGCCAACAUCUCCAUUCGAGGAACCUACAGUGUUGACUCAUGAACAAAGAUUUCAGGCUGUGAAAUCUAUUGGGAUAAAAACAGGGCCUCUGCAAGUCAUGGAAUGUGAGGAUUUGAAUCUAGGACAAGUGUAUCAGAAUAGGGAAUCUGAGAAGUUAACGUCAGGAGAAGUGUUACAAGUAGGAAAUUAUUUCUCCAGGUUUCUACACAACUCUUCAAACUCACUCAUCUCAAGCUCUGUCAAAACAACAUCUGAUUUAGGAGGCCUUUGGGAUUCUGAGAUGCCAGAAGUAUCAAGAGCCUUGGAUAUAAAAAACCUUGGGACAGAUAUUUUGCUGCCUGAAGAGUCCUUUAUAGACCCUGCUAUGAUACAAUCUUCAACCCUUCCCUUGUCCCUUCAUAAUCAACCCUCUGAUAAGAUAGCUAACACUGUAGAAACCCCACAUUCUGAGAUCCCAGGAGUGGAUGUCACAUCUAAGGAGAAGACUAAGAGGAAGCAGGUGGAGGAGCUAGAGAAUUCUCUCCAAGGCUUCUCCCAACAUCCACCACAAAGCUGGAGAUCACCAUCUAGGACCUUCCAGGCAGGAUCAAGGGCUCGAAGAGGCCUUGCCUGGUCUGUCCUGGGCAGACAACAGAAUUUGUGGGAGAGUCACUCUUGGAGGCAGCGACUACCUAGAAAAUAUCUCUCCAAUAUGCUAAUACUAGGGAAUGUCUUGGGGACCACUAUGGAAAGGAAGCUUUGUUCUCAAACAUCUUUAACAGAAAAAACCAUUGCAGAUACCUGUCAGUCUAUUCAGAAUUUAUUUGGGGUUCCAGCUAAACUGAUGGAAUUUUCCCAGAGUCUGCCAGAGAAGGGUCGAAGUACUAUUUCUCGGCCUUCAAUGGUCAAAAACUAUAUUCAAAGGCAUACUUCAUGCCUUGAUCAUAAGAAAAGAAUGGCCUUAAGGAUGUGGACACGUGGCUCCAUGUCCUCUAUAAUACAGCAAUACUCUGGGACUAGAGUGAGAAUGAAGAAAACAAACUCAAAGCUCAGUGAUAUAUCCCAGGAAGUCAUUCAGCACAUGCCUAUUUCAUGUACAAGGGACCAGUUUCCUGCCCCAGUGAAGUCAGAAUCUUCCUUCAAUAUAUUUUUCGCUAGGAAAGAUCCUGUUCCAGGGGAAGAGAGUGAGAACUCACAGAGUGAUUCACAGACAAGGAUUUUUGAGUCCCAACACUCCCUCAAGCCAAGUUAUCUUUCCCAGGACAAGACUGACUUUUCAGAACAGUUCCAGCUGCUACAAGAUCUGCAGCUAAAAAUAGCAGCAAAAAUGUUAAGGAGUCAAAUACCUCCCAAUGUACCUCCACCUCUAGCUUCAGGUCUGGUCCUAAAAUACCCUAUCUGCCUACAGUGUGGCAGAUGUUCAGGAUUUAACUGCUGUCAUAAAUUACAGGCCACUUUUGGGCCUUACCUUCUUAUCUAUCCACAGCUCCAUCUUGUAAGCAAUGCUGAAGGCCAUGCAGAGAUUAGAUUCCAUCUUGGCUUUAGGUUGCAAACUGGGAAAAGACCUCAGGUCUCAAAGUAUCAUAGAAAAGACAGACCCAUCACACCAAGAAGUCCUAUAUCACCAUCACUAAGGAAAGCUAAAAUCUAUGCUCGAGCCUCCAAGAGUCCUAUUUCUACAAUCGAUUUCCAGUCUGGGUCUUCCCAGUCUCCAGCUCCUGUACAAGUCCACAUCAGGCGAAGGCAAUGUGGCAGCCCUGACCUAACAGGAAAGACAGAAAUUAGAGAACUUGGGCACUAUGAAUUCACUCAAGUUCACUCUCUACCAGAGAGUGACUCUGAAAGCGAUCAGGAUGAAAAAUGGGCUAAAGUGAGAACCAAAAAGACCCAUGAUUCAAAAUAUCCAAUAAAAAGAAUAACCAAGAGAGUUAGAACACCAAACACAAAGUUCUACACAAACAGUAGAACCAUAAUACGGAGUCCCUAUAGGGAAUUACCAGCCCGGUUAAGAAGGAAGAGGAAUGGAGCAUCUCAGACAACUACUGCCUCUCAGACAACUACUGCCUCUUUACAAAGACAACCUAAGAAACCCUCCCAACCCAAAUUCAUUCAAUUGCUUUUUCAGGGCCUAAAGCAGGCAUUCCAAACAGCACACAGAAUUAUGGCUUUUUUGAGGCAGAAACCUGAGGACAGGACAAGGCCAGACCAUUUGUGGUCAAGCAAAAACUAUCAUCCAAAACAAAAAGUCAGAGACUAUUGUUUAUCAAAGGAUAUCAAAAGAGACAGGAUGCCAGUUGUCAAGCUACAGCCAAUAGACUCAGCCACUAAGCAGGAGAGCAUGUUGUGGGGAGAAACAGACCUAUUCAGAUCAGCUCAACAACCGAAAAGAGAUACCUCUUUCCAACACAGAUCUAUCCAACUGCCCAAGCCCAUAGUUUCCCAAAGAAGUACCACUUUCAUAACCACCUCGAUCAGACAGCCUUUCCGUGCUGUUCAAAGUGACAGUAGCAGCAGAGCUAAGAGAAACUUCUACAGAAACGAAAUCUCUAGCCAGGAGUCCAAGAACUCCAAAAGAGGAACCAGAGUUCAGGCCCAAGGGAGAAUCCUACAUGGUUCCCCCAUGAAGAAAACCUCACAUGGUCACCUUAAAGAGAAACCCACACACAAGGAACCAAACCAUCACAGCUUCUAUAGGGAAAGAACCCCAUAUAAUUCCUCCGAAAGGAGCCAAUGCAGGCCCUCUGACAGAACUUGUGGCAGUCUUUCUGGGAGGAGUCAUCGGAGCCUCUCUGAGAGGAACUAUCACCAUCCCUCUGAGAGGAGCCAUGGAAGUCCCUCUGAGAGGAGCCAUCGCCAUCCCUCUGAGAGGAGCCAUCACCUUCCCUCUGAGAGGAGCCAUCAAAGUCCCUCUGAGAGGAGAUGUCGCAGUCCCUCUGAAAGGACCAAUCGCAGUCUCUUUGAAAAAACCCGUCGCAGUCCUUCUGAGAGAAGACAGCACAGGCCCUCUGAGAGGAGUCGUCGCAGUCGUUCUGAGAGAAGACAGCACAGGCCCUCUGAGAGGAGUCGUCGCAGUCCUUCUGAGAGAAGACAGCACAGGCCCUCUGAGAGGAGUCGUCGCAGUCCUUCUGAGAGAAGACAGCACAGGCCCUCUGAGAGGAGUCGUCGCAGUCCUUCUGAGAGAAGACAGCACAGGCCCUCUGAGAGGAGUCGUCGCAGUCCUUCUGAGAGAAGACAGCACAGGCCCUCUGAGAGGAGUCGUCGCAGUCCUUCUGAGAGAAGACAGCACAGGCCCUCUGAGAGGAGUCGUCGCAGUCCUUCUGAAAGGAGCGACUCAAGUCAUUCUGAGAAGAGCCGACACAGUCCCUCUGAGAGAAUCCGUCACACUCUCUCUAAGACUCAAGCACAGCUCCCCUAGGGAGAGACUGAGACAUAGUUUGUUUCAAGAUUUCAGGAGUUACUCAAACAUAAAAAACCCCCAAAGCAGGGCAAGUUUGGAGGCCUGAACUAGUAUAUGAGAAGAAACCCGC